AUGGGUAAUUGUUUAAGUGAAUAUUUUGGGAAUAAUUCUAAUAAUUCUCAUGAAAGAUUAGGUGAUGAUAGCAACCAAACAUUAAGAGAAAAUCAUCGCGAUAAUAGAAAUGUACCUACAUCAUAUGUAAAUGAACUUUAUAUUAGUUCACAAACUGCUAUGCAACAACAACAAUUAGAAAAUGAAUUACAGGAACAAAAAAGGCGUGCUAGAAUUACGGGACUUCUUGAACAAAUUCCUAUUGAAAAAUAUAAUGAAAUUACAAUGUCACAUUGUGAUGAAUGUACUAUAUGCAUGAUGGAAUUUACAAAUAAUACUGAUAUACGAACUUUACCCUGUAAACAUAUUUAUCAUUCUGGAUGUAUUGAUGACUGGCUUCUUCGAACAUUUGCCUGUCCAAUGUGUAUGACACCAGUUGACUCUUCUAUUUUAACAUCCUUUACUGCAAAUAUUGCUGGAAGCGAUUUAUCAUCUAUCUCAUGCAACUCUGCCCGUAUUGGUACAUCUCUUCGCUAA
Molecule: messenger RNA, 516 nt
Organism: Strongyloides ratti
Lineage: Eukaryota; Metazoa; Nematoda; Chromadorea; Rhabditida; Strongyloididae
Product: RING finger protein 11
Exons: 3
Coding region: 1-516 (171 amino acids)
Source: RefSeq, a predicted model, not a curated record